Molecule: messenger RNA, 1059 nt
Organism: Trichomycterus rosablanca
Lineage: Eukaryota; Metazoa; Chordata; Actinopteri; Siluriformes; Trichomycteridae
Gene: plekhg2
Product: pleckstrin homology domain containing, family G (with RhoGef domain) member 2
Exons: 9
Coding region: 34-1059 (341 amino acids)
Biological process (GO): regulation of actin filament polymerization
Molecular function (GO): guanyl-nucleotide exchange factor activity; small GTPase binding
Source: RefSeq, a predicted model, not a curated record
CAGCGGAAUGGCUCCGACAUCAGCCUGGACCUUAUGCCAUUGUCCGGUUCGAACUCCUCCUCGUGUACGACCACGACAGCGACGCUUCCCAAACUGUCACGCCUGCAGCGGGUGGUGCUUGAGAUCGUUGAGACAGAACAGGCCUACGUGAGGGAUCUGAAGAGCAUCGUUGAGGACUACCUCGGGUGUAUCAUUGACUGUGGAGAGCUGCCACUUAAACCUGAAGAGGUCAGCACUCUUUUCUGCAACAUAGAGGACAUCUAUGAAUUCAACAGUGAUCUUUUGGAGGAUUUGGAGCGCAGCCAUCAUGCGUCAGCUAUAGCAGAAUGUUUCGUUGAAAGGAGUGAAGCUUUUGACAUUUACACCAUUUACUGCAUGAACUAUCCCAACUCAGUGGCUGUUCUCAGGGAAUGCAUGAAGAACGAAAGCCUGGUGCGCUUUUUCCAGGAGAGACAGACCACCCUCUGCCACUCGUUGCCCCUGGAAGCUUACCUGCUGAAACCUGUUCAAAGAAUCCUGAAGUACCACCUUUUACUGCAGGAGCUGUCCAAGCACUUUGACAAAAGUGAUCCAGGAUACGAGGUGGUGGAGGAUGCCAUCAUUACCAUGACAGCCGUGGCCUGGUACAUUAACGACAUGAAGAGGAAACAGGAACAUGCAGUUAGACUUCAGGAGAUCGAGAGCUUGUUGCUGAACUGGACGGGUCCUGACCUUAGCGGCUUUGGAGAGCUUGUUCUAGAAGGUUCCUUCCGGGUACAGCGAGUGAAAAAGGAAAGGGCGUUCUUCCUCUUCGACACAAUGCUGCUUAUUGCAAAGAAGAGAGUGGAUCAUUUUAUCUACAGCACACAUAUUUUUUGCUGUAACUUGCUCCUGGUGGAAAACAUGAAAGAUCAUCUUUGUUUCAAAGUGUCAGAUCAGACCAUCCCAAAACAACAGCACACCGUCCAGGCUAAAAACCAGGAGGAGAAGCGGUUGUGGAUGCAUUACCUGAAAAGGCUGAUAGUGGAAAACCAUCCUGCAUCUCUUCCCCAGAAGGCAAGCUUUAGAGAUACAUUUUGA